Messenger RNA from Paramecium octaurelia, 646 nucleotides. Lineage: Eukaryota; Ciliophora; Oligohymenophorea; Peniculida; Parameciidae. The record is from the annotation of a GenBank genome assembly.
AUGAGUAUAUUUGAUAUUUUAAUAAUUAUAUUAGAGUUUAAAUUUUGCUAUGGACCCUCCUUCAUCUAGAAGACCUCCCAUCUUUGGUCCUCCAAGAUAAAAUAGAUUUGAAACAAAGUGCAAAUAUUGCAAGAAAUGUAUAAUUGAGAAAAUUUUAAAGAAUAGGAUCCGUAACUCCUUUAAUGGCAUGAAACUCAGUGUUAAAAGUAGCAAUAGGGUCCACUCAAUUAAUUUGUUAAUGCUGGAGCCUAAUUUGUUAAUGCUGGAACCUAGUUCAUACGAGGAUUUAGUUAAGGUGUUUAAAGAAACGUAGAAAGAUUAGGAAAUGCUAUCUCCAAUGAAAUUCACUAAAUGGAGAGGAUUUUCAACAACCAACCCAAUCCAGUAACGAUAGAUGUUUACUAAGAAUAAUUUAAUAGACUACACUAAGAAGAUAAUAAUAGAUAAGGUGUAGAAUAACCGAAAAGUGAGCCUAACUUUAUCGAAUAUAAUUUUAUAAAUAAACGCAAUUUAACUCCAUCUGCUAAGAUGUGUUGUAUAUGUUAGGAGGAAUAUAUUGAUAAUGAGAAGAUCCUGAUCCUUCAAUGUAUGCAUAGAUAUCAUAAAUCAUGUCUGAGUGACUGGAUUAAGAAAAAGCCAACUUGUC